AUGAUCAAAAAUCCAGCCGAGUUAGCGAAAUUCAUCAGAAAUUCGCCAAUUUCCGGACAAGAAAAGUCGAUUUUGCAAGACUACAGUAAUCAAGGACUUAUUCAAUGUAAGUUUCGGGCCUUUUUGGGGGCCCGAGGCUUUUGGGGGGGGCCAAAAAGCCUGAAAAAAUCCCAAUUUUACAGACCCGUUCAGCCCGAUGAACUUCCUCGGCUCAAUUCAAUCAUUAGUCGGUCAAGUCUUCGGCGGUUUCAUGCGUCUUCCAGCAUUCGCCCAAAUUUUCGGCCCAACAGACACUCGUGUGGCCGAAGUCCAAACCGCGGCCGAGAAAACCAAACCAAAAAUUUCGGCCAGCCAGGAAUAA
Molecule: messenger RNA, 361 nt
Organism: Caenorhabditis angaria
Lineage: Eukaryota; Metazoa; Nematoda; Chromadorea; Rhabditida; Rhabditidae
Source: the annotation of a GenBank genome assembly